AUGAGUAGUCAGGAACUGGUCACUUUGAAUGUGGGAGGGAAGAUAUUCACAACAAGGCUUUCUACUAUAAAGCAGUUUCCUGCUUCUCGGUUGGCACGAAUGUUAGAUGGCAAAGACCAAGAAUUCAAGAUGGUUGGUAGCCAGAUUUUUGUGGACAGAGAUGGUGUUUUAUUUAGUUUCAUCUUAGAUUUUUUGAGAACUCACCAACUUUUAUUACCCACUGACUUUUCAGACUAUCUUAGGCUUCAGAGAGAGGCUCUUUUCUAUGAACUUGAUUCUCUGGUUGAUCUCUUAAACCAACACAUUCUAGAGCCAAGACCUGCUUUCCUCGAGGUGCAUUUCCUAAAUCGAAACACGCAAGCCUUUUUCAGAGUGUUUGGCUCUUGCAGCAAAACAAUUGAGAUGCUAACUGGGAGAAUUACAGUGUUUAUAGAGCAGCCAGCAGCAUCCACUUGGAGUAGUAACUCUUUCCCUCCUCAGAUGACCUUACUUCCACUGCCUCCACAAAGACCUUCUUACCACGACCUGGUUUUCUACUGUGGCUCUGACAGCACUACUGAUAAUCAAAUUGGAGUCAGGUAUGUUUCUAUAAAACCUGAUAACCGAAAAUUGGCCAAUGGAACAAAUGUCCUCGGCUUACUAAUUGACAUUUUGCUAAAGGAAGGCUUUCAUCUGGUCAGCACAAGAACAGUAUCUUCAGAAGACAAAAGUGAAUGCUAUAGCUUUGAAAGAAUAAAACCCCUUGAAGUCCUCACCAUGAAUUCAACACCAAAACUGGAGGCAGAACAGUCUCAGAAAAAGAAAUGAAGUUGCCAUUAUCCUGUUUGGAAAUGCCAAUGCUGGGGCAUCUCUGUCAGUCAAAUCUGUACUUAGCCUUUUUUUUAAGUACUUAUAAAUUCUUUUUUUUUUUUUUAAAUACUUUUUAAAGUUAUAGAUGGAUACCUUUAUUUUAUUUAUGUAUUUAUUAUGUGGUGCUGAGGAUCAAACUCAGUACCUCACAUGUAUUAGCCAAGUGCUUUACCACUGAGCUACAACUCCAGCCCUUCAGCCUAAAUUUUUGACCUCAUCUACCACAUCACCUUUGGGCAACUAGGCCCCCCAAAUGCUUAAGCCACACUGAAUUUCCUCCUGCUUUCUAAAAAAUACCAUGACCUGGUGUUUUGCUAUAUGUUCCUUCUACCUUCAAUGCCAUUCUUCAUGAAUACUUACAUAGUUUUAAAAAAUGAGCUAUGGAGGCCGGGCAUGGUGGCAUACGCCUGUAAUCCCAGCGGUCUGAGAAGCUGAGGCAGGAGGCUUGCGAGUUCAAAGCCAGCCCUCAACAACGGUGAGGUGUGAAGCAACUCAGUGAGACCCUGUAUCUAAAUAAAAUACAAAUAGGGCUGGGGAAUGUGGCUCAGUGGUUGAGUGCCCCUGAAUUCAAUCCCUGGUACCUUCCCCAGCCCCACCCUCCACACAUAAAAAGGGCUAUGGAGUUGAGAUUGUAGCUCAGUGGUAGAGCAUUUGCCUAGCAUGUGUGAGGCACUGGGUUUGAUCCUUAGCACCACAUAAAAAUAAAUAAAGGUAUUAUGUCCAUCUACAACUAAAAAUAUUUUUUAAAAAUGAUGGGUAUGGAGUUAGACUUGCUUCCCCCCCCCCCCCGCCCCCGGUGGUGCUGGGGGUUGAGCCCAGAGACCUGUGCAUGCUAGGCAAGCACUCUACCAAUUGAACUAUAGCCUGGACUGCUUAUUUCUAAUCCCAGCUCAGCUCAGUCAAUUAUGAACUGUGUGACUUAGGCAAGACAUUUAACCUCUCUCUGUGUUUCAGCUCAUCUGUUAGCUAAGUAUAAUAAAGAUGUCUUCCUCAUAGGAUACAUGGGGAUAGGAUUAAAGGAGAUAAAGUACUCAAUAAUGUUGCUUGGCGUAUGGUAGGCACUUGGUAACAGUGAUGAUGCUGAAAAUGGAUAACGCACUUUCAACUGAAUCUUUUCUGUGAGGUCAUUUUCUUUUCCUAAAUAUAUUAAUUAACCAUUCUUCCUUUAUUUUUGGUGAUGCUGGGGAUCAAACCUGGGGUCUCAUAUAUGCCAAGCAUGUAUUCUAGAACUGACCUAUACACCCAGCAACCCUUCUGUAUAGAUUUGAUGCCAUCAUAAAAACAACUUUUUUAAAAUUGCUUUUAUUUUUUAAGUACUUGACAACAGAAUGUAUCACAAUUCUUAUUACAACUUUUUCUUACUUGAAUGGAACUUCUUGAUCUACCUUAACAGUUUUUAUACUGUUUUGUGUAAAGGUGCUAAAUACUAAAAAUCUUUAUUACUAAUUAAAACACUAAAAACCUUUGUUACUAAUCAAUACCUAAAUUUAGUGAAAAGCUUUGGAAUAAUCUCUACCAACAUUUAAAAUAUGCAUAUUUUGAUUUAAUAGUUUCUCUUAUAGGUGUUAUGUAUGUCAUUUUAAAUACUAGGAUAAAUACCCAGAAGAGGUAUUUAUUAAAAUAAAAAAAAAGCGCAUGUGCUUUGCACAUAGUCGAGUUAAAGGCUGUUGAGUGAAAAUGUUCAACUGGGCAUGGUGGUGUGUGCCUGUAAUCCCAGUGACUCAGGAGGCUGAGGCAGGAGGAUCACAAAUUUGAGGCCAGCCCCAGGAACUUAGUGAGGCCCUAAGCAAUUUAGCAGGACCCUCCCCUCACCUCCCCCCCACCGCCAAAAAAAAAAAAAAACAAACAACUAAAGAGGGCUGAA
Messenger RNA from Marmota monax (woodchuck), 2713 nucleotides. RefSeq names its product potassium channel regulator (gene Kcnrg). NCBI's taxonomy places the organism in Eukaryota, Metazoa, Chordata, Mammalia, Rodentia, Sciuridae. Gene Ontology annotation, molecular function: protein binding. Bases 1 to 807 code for a protein of 268 amino acids. Gene Ontology annotation, biological process: negative regulation of delayed rectifier potassium channel activity; protein homooligomerization. Gene Ontology annotation, cellular component: endoplasmic reticulum. The transcript has 2 exons. The record is from RefSeq and is a predicted model, not a curated record.